Molecule: messenger RNA, 1792 nt
Organism: Parasteatoda tepidariorum (common house spider)
Lineage: Eukaryota; Metazoa; Arthropoda; Arachnida; Araneae; Theridiidae
Product: piggyBac transposable element-derived protein 3-like
Source: RefSeq, a predicted model, not a curated record
AAGAGGCCCAUGACUAUUUAAUGUCAUUGAGCGAUGAAUUUGAUGACAGUGAUCCUGAAAUGGUAAUAUUGCUACCUGAUCCCGAUGUAGUCACUGAUGAUGAAGACAUUGAUGAUGCCUGUACUAGCAAUGAACAUAGACCUGUUAUAUUUGAUGAAAAACCACAGGAAGAAACUGCAGGAACUAUUGAAGUUAUGAAGGAAAAAACAAAUGCAAGAAGUAAAUAUUUCAUCACCAAAAUGGGCGAAUCGAACACCAAAAUAUUCGUCAGCUCCCGAAUUAUUUCAUAGUGGAAAUCAUCAAAAAAUAGUGGGCAUGGUUUCAGGAAAAUCACCUGUAGAGUUAUUUGAAAUGGUGGCUAAAAAUAUGAUUGCAAAAACAGUAGACGAAAGUAACAAGUAUGCAGGACAAAAAAAUAAUCAAGAAUUUAAUCUAAAAACAGAUGAAUUUAAGCAAUUUCUAGGAAUUUUAUUCUACAGUGGUUAUCACAUUUUGCCUAGAGAAAAAAUGUACUGGGAAAAUGCUCCUGAUGUUGGAACAACUCUCGUCAGUCAAGCUAUGUCGAGAAAAAGGUAUUUUGAUAUCAAGAAGUACUUGCACUUUAAUGACAACACUGCUAUUGAUUCAUCAGAUCUCUUUUACAAAGUUCGUCCAAUUUAUGAGCUGUUGAAUGAAUCUAUACAACAAUUCGGGGUGUUUUCGGAACAUUUAAGUAUUGAUGAAAGAUUGGUUCGUUAUUUUGGAAAACACGGUUGCAAAAUGUAUAUGAAAGGGAAACCCGUGAAAUUUGGAUACAAACUCUGGAUACUCGCAUCUUUUGAUGGAUAUCCUUUCCAUAUAAUACCGUAUCAAGGAGCGAAGAAAGAUAUUGAGUCUGACCUAAAGAAAGCGAAAAAGUCAUUAUUUCAAAUGGUUGUUGAAAAUUUGCUUUCAAUCGUUGAAACUCCAGCACUUUAUAAAAUCUAUAUGGAUAACUUUUUCACAUCUUAUGAUCUUUUCGUUAGCCUAAAGAGUAAGAACUUCUUCGCUACAGGAACUGUUAGAGAGAAUAGAAUGGGAAAAUGUCCCUUAAAAUCAUCUAAAAUUUUGGGUAAGAUAGAUCGUGGAACAUCCGAUCGAAAGUUUGACUCUAGAAAUGAAAUUGCAGCAGCACUCUGGAAUGAUAAAAGAGUAGUAUCAUUGAUAACUAGUUUUGAAGAAACAAAAUGCUUCACAAAAGUUGAGAGAAGAAUGAAGGGUGGGAAGCUGAAAGUAGACAUACCAUCAUGUGUUGUUUCCUGUAACAAGUAUAAGAAUGGAGUAGACUUGUUUGACAAUCUCAUGGAAACAUAUUGUUCUUCUAUACAAGGAAAAAAAUGGUAUUGGUCAUUAUUCAUAAAUGCAUUUGAGACAUCAUUGCUUGCAGCAUGGAAACUUUCCAAACUUUUUGUGCCUGAACAAAGUCUAGAACUACUGGAAUUUCGUCGACACAUUACAGUAGCCUACCUAGGAUUGAGCGUACCUCGAAAUAAUGUUGGAAGAAGCUUAGGCGCUCAACAAAGAAACCCAGACUACUUGAAAUUGCAAACUGAUCACACAUUAAUUAGAAAUCCUGAUGGAAAACAACGACGUUGUCAGCUUAAAAACUGUACAGGAAAACCUACUACUGUGUGCCAGAAAUGUAACUUAGGACUUUGCGUCGAAUGUUUCCUGCCAUUUCAUGUAAACCAAGAGGCUUGUUCAUAAAACAUAUGGUAGUGGAUUGGACCAUCGUCCUAUAUAUAGGACAGCUUGUAAAUAUUAAACCAUUAAA